Messenger RNA from Bipolaris victoriae FI3, 270 nucleotides. RefSeq lists its product as hypothetical. Lineage: Eukaryota; Fungi; Ascomycota; Dothideomycetes; Pleosporales; Pleosporaceae. The transcript has a single exon. The annotation marks the transcript as partial. The record is from RefSeq and is a predicted model, not a curated record.
CGCUCGGCUAAUCACAAGCGCGAUGCAACGCGGUACUCGGCGUCAAAUCAUGAAGAACAACAUGUCACAUGUCUACCACCCUCUCCCCCCCCCCCAAAGACUCCUGCACUUCACACAUCAGCGCUGCUAUGCCCUAUACACCAUCACCGCUCAGUUCGACCAUCUCCCUCUGACUUGAUGACGUCUCUACAUCUCCGCCCACAAGGUCCCUAUCCCCCAUUGUCUAUCGCAAUGCUUAUCGCUGACGUAGAGAUAGCACCACUGCCCUGA